Molecule: messenger RNA, 2283 nt
Organism: Linum trigynum
Lineage: Eukaryota; Viridiplantae; Streptophyta; Magnoliopsida; Malpighiales; Linaceae
Source: the annotation of a GenBank genome assembly
CUGACAUAAAAUGUUUGAUUUCACUCAAGGUUUUGCCAUUUGGGACAGCUAGAAAUCGAAAUGGAAGGGGAGGCUCCAUAUGUUGCCUCACAUGGAAACAGCAGAGCUGGAUGGGAAAAGAACAACAGUGUUUAAUUUGAACAAGUUAUAUGAAACCCUCCCUUCUAAGAUUCUUCCCCUGUAGCUCCCUUUGUCUUGACAAUGAAACCUCAAUUCAUUACUGAUAACAGUGAUAAGUAGGAAGAACCUAUCCCCCAUUGUUAUAUAAUCCCCAUUACCACCACAGAACCAAAGUGAGAGAGGGAGAUUAAAGAAGAAACCACAAAACCAACUGUCUAUAGUAUUUGGGUUGUGCAGAAACAAACAGAAGUUCAAAAGAAACAUCAAGGAGUCAAAGAUAAGGGGAAGAUGGGCAGAAAGAGAAAAGCUGGGGCUGCGGAAGCUGAAACAAUGCUGAAGCAGGAGCAACAAAGGCAAGGGAGUGAUGAGUUCCAUGAUGAUGGUGAUGACCAGGUGGAGGAGGAUGGUAUGGCCUGGGAAGAAAUGGUGAGUGAAGCAACAGGAGGAGGAGGGAGGAGAGGGAGGAAGAGGUUUGUGGGAGUGAGGCAAAGGCCAUCCGGGAGAUGGGUUGCAGAGAUCAAAGACACAAUUCAGAAGAUCAGGGUGUGGUUAGGUACCUUCGACACGGCAGAAGAAGCUGCAAGAGCUUAUGAUGAAGCCGCCUGCUUACUUCGUGGUGCUAACACGAGGACCAAUUUCUGGCCUUCUGCUGAUCCUCAUCGUCAUCACCACCACUCUCCUACCUCCUCUUCUUCAUCCCCAUCACAGCCUCCUGCAUUGCCUUCCAAGAUCACCAAACUUCUGCUCCAGCGCCUCAAUGCUCAAAACACCAGCCGUCAUCUCUCUUCCUCCUCCUCUUCAAUGGUCGUCAACAAGCAGCAGCAGAAGAAUCAGCAACAAUACGUCAUUAGAGGAACACAAGAAGGUCAGGUCGAUGAAGAUGAAGAAGAAGAAGCAGCCCCUACCGAAUUCACAGGUUUCUUCAACAAUUUCACAAACGUCAUCCCCAUCACCAGCAUUGGGAUAACUACAACAACCAAACAUCCUUACGUGGAAGCAAGCAUUGUUGAGUCAACAUUAUGUAUGAGCGGUGAUCUAAAGGAUGAUUUUUCCUAUGAGAUUGUGGAUAGCAGAUCAACAUCAGCAGCAGCAGCAGUAACAGGAUGGGAUACAGGCAAUUGUUAUGAUAGUAACUUUUACCAGCCAUUCGAUUCCAAUGCAGUACUACAGCAACAUGUAGGUGAUCAGGGUGGCGAUUUGGAUUUGGAUUUCAAUUUCGUCAACGACCUUGGAGCACCCUCCGGCGCUGCAGCAGCUCACUACUCUCCGUUCGAGAUCGCUCAAGAGAUUCAGGAGGAGCCUGUGCUGGAGUCAUAUCAUCAGAGCAACAAUAAUGGCGUUGAUGACGACGAGCCAUCAAUGCAGCUAAGAGCAGCAAUGAAGCGGAUGAAGUACGAGAGGAAGUUCUCGGCUUCUCUGUAUGCUUUCCAUGGGAUCCCAGAGUGCUUGAGGCUGCAGCUUAGUGGGUCCGCAGUGUCAUCUCCGUCUGAACAUUUAUCCAAUCUACAGAAUGUCUGCAGAAGGAACAACAAAGAACAGAGUCAGGAAAUAGAGCAGAGGGUAUUGGCCAAAGAAGAUAAAGAUGAAAGCUUUGUUAUGGUAGAUAAACAGCAGCAGAACCCACAAAGCACCACAGGUGAAGAAACAGCGCUAUGGAGCUCUCUUGAUCUGCCACCAAUCUGCUUCGUCUCAUGAUUACUCAAAACCCAAAAAUCGCUUAGCUUUCGCUUUAAGCUCACAUCUUAGCGAUACCCACUCACUAGCAUCACUUUAAUUUGAGAAAUGCUGAAGCUAUGGUUAUGGUCUCUCUGGAGUGUUAAGAAUUGGGGAUUUUUCUUUUUAGGUUAAAACCUUCAGUAGCAAAUUAGGGGAAAAGGGUUAGGAGAGCAUAAUGUAUUACAUACCUUACAAACAGUGAAUCGAUGUUAGAACUGAGAAGUGGACUCUGCUUUCCCUUGACAACGAUUUCCGGCCGCUUGAAGUAGUUACUCGGCAUCGUUAACGGCGGCCGGCAGCUCGCCGGUUUCCGCUUGGAAGUUUGAAACAAGACCGAGAGAGUAGACAGAAGCUGAAGGAGUAGUGACUGCUCCACUUGUCAGCGGGAGCUGAAUUUAGUCUAUUUAUAUUAUGGAGUUGAUUUAUUAAUUAACUAAAAUGAUCACA